CCUUAUAAAACCUCAACAAACCCCAAACCUGUACCUUCUCUUCCAACUCCUAUUGACACACAAGCACAUACACACGCAGGAAAAGAUUGAACACCAUGAGCUGCACAAGGAUCAGCGGUGCAGUCAUCGUUUUUGCCUUGCUCUUCGCCCCGUUAUUGCUCAUGCUCUGCCUUCCCCUUGCCUGCGCUCGCCAUGUGGUGGCGCUGGAGGCCAAAGAUGGCCUGAACAUCGGAGGAGGCCGGCAUGUGGAUGUGGUUGGUGAUGACGCAGGAAAGGCUGUCCGCGUCUCGAACCACGGCGGCUCACGGCCAGCGAGGACGGUGGAGUUGCCCGCGGCGAGGAGGCACCGGGUGGACGCGGCGGACGAGUUGCACGACAUGCUGAGGAGGGACUACGCGUGGAGGGCGAGGCGCCGCAAGCCCAUCCACAACGACGAGCCACGCGACGAUGAGCCCUGAGUCUGUCAGACCUUCCCCGCAGCGCAGCUAGGUACAUAGUUACAAGAAGCUUAGCUAGCUAGAUCAGUGUUUUACUACUGCUACCGCUACUAGAUUUGCAGGCUUGGAGGAUACCCAAAUAUAGCUUAGAUGCCCAAAUACUAUGGAAUAAUGAUGCCCUGGUUGUGGUUGGCUAGGUAUAUCAUUAGUUGGUCAGCUAGCCUUAAUCCAGCAUCCAAGAUGGACAUCAGGUUUAGCCUUGUUUUUUACAAGAACUGCUGGAUAGGAGUUCAUGAGAAAAAAAGGGGCAGUUUUGUGCCGGAUGUGCAGGCUUGGGGGUACCAUACAUGUAAUGUCCUAUAUAUCCACCGGUAAUCAGUUUGGCGGAUA
This is a messenger RNA of Triticum dicoccoides, 827 nucleotides long. RefSeq lists its product as uncharacterized. The record is from RefSeq and is a predicted model, not a curated record. The transcript has 2 exons. NCBI's taxonomy places the organism in Eukaryota, Viridiplantae, Streptophyta, Magnoliopsida, Poales, Poaceae. The coding region runs from base 96 to 458 and encodes 120 amino acids.